Molecule: messenger RNA, 1136 nt
Organism: Physeter macrocephalus (sperm whale)
Lineage: Eukaryota; Metazoa; Chordata; Mammalia; Artiodactyla; Physeteridae
Gene: NIPSNAP2
Product: nipsnap homolog 2
Exons: 5
Coding region: 16-456 (146 amino acids)
Cellular component (GO): mitochondrion
Source: RefSeq, a predicted model, not a curated record
AUAUUAGACGAUUUCAUGAGCACCUUUGUUCACUCAAAGGAAUUUGCAGAAUUCCGUAAGGCGAGAAGCAACAUGCUUCUCUCGAGGAAGAAUCAGCUGCUAUUGGAGUUCAGUUUCUGGAAUGAACCUGUCCCACGGUCAGGACCGAAUAUAUAUGAACUCAGAUCUUACCAGCUCCGACCAGGAACUAUGAUUGAAUGGGGCAAUUACUGGGCUCGUGCAAUUCGCUUCAGACAGGACAGUAAUGAAGCAGUUGGAGGAUUCUUCUCCCAGAUUGGGCAGCUAUAUAUGGUGCAUCAUCUUUGGGCUUACAAGGAUCUUCAGACCAGGGAAGAUAUACGGAAUGCAGCAUGGCAUAAACACGGCUGGGAAGAGCUGGUAUAUUAUACAGUCCCACUUAUUCAGGAAAUGGAAUCCAGAAUCAUGAUCCCACAGAAGACUUCACCCCUUCAGUAAAGCUACAGAAUUUCGAUGUGCCUACAUAAAUUUAUGUGACAAGUACUUGUCAUAAAUUAAUUUGAACUGUAUAUCAAGUGAAAAAGAAACACUGAAGUGUAAACUGCUGUAUAUAGCUUGUAAGAGACCUCUUUUCUUUAAAAUUUACAAAAUCACAAGAAAGUAAACUAUUACAGUUUGGCUGAUUGUAGCAGUGCUCUGUAGUCCUCUGAAACAUCCCUGUAUUUGUCGAAUAUACCUUACAGUACUGGGCCACCUCUCCCCACCCUCCAGGAAAAGAGGGCCCAAAUUAAAAUUGGAAUCGUCUCCAAAUAAGAAUCCAACCAUGGAAAAAAGUUAGCCAUUUCUUUAUAAAAAGCAAAUCUGUUUUAUAAUUACAGAUUUUUAGACAAAUUUCUUGUAUCAGGAAGAAAUAUAAAUUUUGUCAUGUUUCUGUAGCAUUUUUCUGAGUCUCAGACUAGGAACAAAUUAUAAGUGUACCCAAUAACCUGAAAAUGUUUUACUUCACUCUCAUUUUUAAUGUCAGCAUAGUAAACAGUGUUAUCAUUACUGAGCUGGAAGUGGUUGAUCGGUAAUUCACUCUCCACAUUGUGUAUCGUGAUAUCUUUAUAUGAAAGGAAAAAAUGGCUUGAACCUGUGUAUCAUGUGACUUUGAAAUGAACACCUUGAAUAGCACUAAU